Molecule: messenger RNA, 2187 nt
Organism: Zerene cesonia (dogface butterfly)
Lineage: Eukaryota; Metazoa; Arthropoda; Insecta; Lepidoptera; Pieridae
Exons: 11
Coding region: 114-1853 (579 amino acids)
Source: RefSeq, a predicted model, not a curated record
AUGACAGUGAUCUAAAAAUAAGGUCGCCGUUCACGCGUCCGCUGGCCAAGCGUGCUCACCAGUCGAGGACCAACCGUCGCGAGUUUCACACGAACGAAUUUCGAGCAGCAAUCAUGGUUUACGAAAGUGACUUCUAUACGACGCGCCGGCCCUACCGGUCCAACUACAGCGUGACGCCGUUGUCAUCGGUGUACUACCUAUCGUCACUUCUUCCGGCUUACAAUAUCCCCUACGUCACGUAUAUACCCAAGCUGUCUCAGGCAGAAUUGAUAUAUCGCCCAACAUCUCGCACCGUAACUCGACUCGUCACGUACCCCGAGGCGCCGCACCACAUCGUGCGCGUGCGCGUGCGUCCCUCUGUCAUCCUGAGGGAGCUGGACCGUAUCGCGUACCGCCGCCGCCCCGCUCUCGCUGUAUCUGCUAUUGAUGACUACUAUCGCUCCGAAUCUACUAAGACAUUCGAAGAUGAAACCCGUCGCAUCAGAGCGGAUACAGCGUCGCUGCUGCACCGCGCUCGCUCCGUCGUCCCGCGAGCCAAGACUCUUGCGCCAUUAGAUACUAUUUACACAUACUCCUAUGGAGAGCCGGUCCCAUACCGUUUCAGCAAUGACGCAUACGUCGCUAAAUUACUUUUGCCUCUUAGAAGCGUUGCUGACAACAUCCACAACAUCUCGUUCUACAACGAACCAGCUAAGAAGUUUACAGGACGCGGCAACCUCGCGUGCGUGCACUACUCCGGCAAUAAGGCCUUCUCCAACCGCAGACCCCUCUACAAAGAACUUAGCAUCAGGGAUGACGUGAACCUUCUUUCCUUCUACGCGAAGAACAGACUCGCGGCCGCCGGUUUGGCCGUCGAGAACGCCACAGUGAAACUCCUCCCGUGGAGGCCGAGCCGCAAGUUCCAGACGCCUCAGAUGAUGGAAGACCCGGAGCUCGAGCUGAAGGCGGCGAAGGCGGAUCGCGAAGCGAGAUUCCGCGCGACCACUGCGGAACCAGUUCUGACUCCAUCCGUAGAUCUGUCUGAGAUCAAGCGGAAAAGGCAAGAAGAAGCUCGCGCUGCUGAAGAAAAAGCUCUAAAAGAAGAAGCUAAACGGGAGGCCGAGAGAAAAGCUCAGGCUGAUCGUGAAGCUGCUGAGAAAAAGAAAGCAGAAGAAGAAGCACGCAAAGCUGAAGAAGCCAAACGCAAGGCUGAAGAGGAAGCCAGAAAAGCUGAGGAAGAAGCUAAAUUGGCUGAAGAAGCACGACUGGCCGAAGAGGCACGAAAGGCUGAGGAAGCCAGACUGGCAGAAGAAGCCAGACUCGCCGAAGAAGCUAGACUAGUAGAAGAAGCUAGGCUGGCUGAGGAAGCCAGACUGGCAGAAGAAGCUAGAUUGGCCGAGGAAGCGAGACUAGCGGAAGAAGCUCGUUUAGCUGAAGAAGCUAAAUUAGCAGAAGAAGCAAGGUUAGCUGAGGAAGCCAGAUUGGCUGAAGAAGCUAGAUUAGCCGAAGAAGAGAGGCUUGCCGAACAGAGAAGGCAAGAGGAAUUAGCUAAGUUGGAAGAAUUGGAACGACAGGCUCAAGAAGAACGUGAAGCAGAACUUGCAAGACAGGCGGCUGAAUUAGCUGAAAUUGCAAGACAAGAAUCCGAAUUGGCAGCUGCUCGUUUAGAAGAACUCUCAAGGAGUGGCUCUGCUGCUGAUGUCGUCGAUGGAGAGUCAAAUGAAGUCCCAGCGGAGGAAGCAGAGCCGAUCGUUGAGGAACCAGCUAGCCCAGAAGUUGUUCCAGACAACGUAGCAGAAUCUGAAGUUGAACCCGAAGUUACUGAAGUCAGCGAAGACGAGAAAGCCGAGCCUGAUGUAACUGACGAAGAAUAGAUUUAAGAUUCUCGAAUGUUCCUACACUCAUAUUUUCCGUUGGAAAGGAAUUUGUUUGGGAAUUAAAUUGUUGUGCAUUUUCUUCUUUAAUUUGUUAAGUUACUACUAUGUAUAAUUAUGUAGCAUAUCUACAUUAAUGGUACAAUAGUAGAAUGGUAGUUCUUUACAAAUCACUUUCAUACGCGUAAUGUAAUUAUGCGAUAACUAGAGAGUGGACGUUAUUAAUUUUCUUUUAUUUACUACUAUUGUUUAAUUGUUUUAUUAACAAAGUUAAAUUAGCCUAAGGAUAUGUUAUAUUUUGUUAAAUUUAACAAUAAAAGACAUGUUAAUGAAA